AUGUGGUAUCGUUACGGCCUGCAAGUCUUCAGACAAUUCAGUGUUAAGGGCCGUAGUGAGAAAUUCGAGAAGGCCCGGAUGGAGGCCCUUAUCCUUUUCCGGCAACUCCGUCGAACUGGUAAUGAUGGAUGCGGCAAGCUGGGGAGGGCUCGGCCUGAUGUGUGCCCCUCGGGGGUCCGGGGGGUCCACUUCGACCAGAAGGAGAAGGCUUGGACGUGUUGGUGGGGUGAGGCUGGGGUUAGAAGGUAUGCUAUAUUCCCUACUGCUGACUGUGGAGGCUUUGAUGCUAGCUUUAAGGAGGCUGUUAAGCUCCGGACUAAGAAGAAUAGGGAACAAUACAAGUUCUGGUUACAGAGGUAG
Molecule: messenger RNA, 360 nt
Organism: Perkinsus marinus ATCC 50983
Lineage: Eukaryota; Perkinsozoa; Perkinsida; Perkinsidae
Exons: 3
Coding region: 1-360 (119 amino acids)
Source: RefSeq, a predicted model, not a curated record